Molecule: messenger RNA, 879 nt
Organism: Vespa velutina
Lineage: Eukaryota; Metazoa; Arthropoda; Insecta; Hymenoptera; Vespidae
Product: non-histone protein 10
Exons: 4
Coding region: 115-741 (208 amino acids)
Molecular function (GO): transcription cis-regulatory region binding
Source: RefSeq, a predicted model, not a curated record
CAUCUCUAAGUUUACAAAUCUAUCGUGUAAAUUAAACGCGCUAAAGAGUUAUCGAUGGUGUGGUUAAAAUGUAGAAAAAACAUAAUUUAUACUUUGUUGUAAAGUACAUUUAUAAUGUCAGACGAGUCCGAAUACGACGCAGAGCCUGAAGAAUUUGAUGUUUAUAAAAGAAAAUAUCAACUGUUACUGGAUAGAUGUGAGAUCUUGCAACAGGAAAAUGAGAGGUUAGUCUUUCGUAUUCAAAGAAUAAGGAAGUUGCUUAAACGGACGAGAAAGGAAAAAAAAUUUUUAAUUGAUCGAUUGGAUCAACAUGGAGAUCGUUGGCGUGAAGCUCCUAUGGGUGUUCUAGAGGAAAACAGUGUAUUCCAAGCAACUUUGAAACAAGAGAAAGGAACAAAAGCUAUGCCAAAUAAUUCUAAGGAAGAUAAACCAAAAAAAGGCACCAAAAGGAAAGGUGCAAAAACAGAUCCUAAUGCACCUAAACGACCUGCAAAUCCUUUCUUUCAAUUUUGUCAAGAACAAAGACCUCGUGUAAUGGAAAGGCUGGCUGGUGAACCAGAACCAAGUAAACAAGAAUUAACUAGACAAUUAGCGACUACAUGGAAGUCGCUUAGCUCUGAAGAUAAAAAGGUAUAUUACGACAUGUAUGAGCGCUCUAAAGAAAAGUAUGUUGCAGAAAUGCAAAUUUACAAUAAAAAAACAGAAGAUGCACCAAGUCAAAUGUCUUUAAAUACAACGUAGUAUUUACUUUAAUAAAUUUCCAUUGUAUAUAUAUUAUCUGUAAUUGUGCGUUUGUAUCUAUGACUAUAUGUAAUUGUACAGCAUAUUCAAAUAUAAUAUUAUAUAUAAAAACACAAACCCUGUUCGACCCCUUUAUUC